Zingiber officinale is the source of this 891-nucleotide messenger RNA. RefSeq names its product U-box domain-containing protein 12-like. The transcript has a single exon. The record is from RefSeq and is a predicted model, not a curated record. The coding region runs from base 1 to 891 and encodes 296 amino acids. Lineage: Eukaryota; Viridiplantae; Streptophyta; Magnoliopsida; Zingiberales; Zingiberaceae. Gene Ontology annotation, molecular function: protein binding. Gene Ontology annotation, cellular component: nucleus; cytoplasm.
AUGGUCAGCGAAGCCGUCGACGCCGUUGCAGAAUGCCUGGCUCAGGCGGAGUCGGAGGAGGAGGAGGCCCGCGCCACCGCCCUCCAGACUCUCUCCGCCCUCACCAAACUCAGCAGUCACAACCGUGACCUCGUCGCCCUCACCGACGGCGCCCUCCCUCUGCUGCUCUCCCUCUCCGACUCUCCUCUCGCACUCUCCACCCUCCUCCACCUCUCCCUCAACCCCAACCUCAAGAAGCCGAUCGCCUCCGUCGACGGCCUCCUCGGUCGACUCAGUUCCCUCCUCCUCUGCCCCUCCACCUCCCCCCAGACCGCCGCGCUGACUGCCUCCCUCGUCUGCAGCCUCGCCAUGCACGACAAGAACAAGGCCCCACUCGGCGUCGCCGGCGCCGUCGAAGCCGUCGUCGAGACGCUCGUCAUCGCCACCACCUCCCCUUCCGAGGGAGCUGUGGCGCGCCACCUGCUCAGCUCCCUGGCGGAGCUAGCGCAGUUCCACGGGAACUGCACCCUGGCCGUCCGCGCCGGGGCGGUGCCGGUACUGGUCCGGAUCCUCGACGGCCAGGCGGAGGACCUCGUCGGCACCGCCUCGGUUGUGCUGGCGAGGCUGGCGAGUUUCGAGGAGGGGAUGGGGGCGAUCCGGGAGGUGCCGGGGGUGGCGUGGGUGCUGCUGGAAGCGGUGCGGAAGGGGUGCGUGGUUGGCCGGGAGAGCGCGAUGGAGGUGCUGGUAAGGCUGGUGGGGGAGAGCCGGGAGCUGACGGAGGAGGUGGCGGCAAGCGAAGACACGUCCAUCCUGCUCGCCGAUUUGUCGAUAAGAGGAUCGGCAAAGCUGAGGGACCAGGCUGCCCUGCUCAUGAAGCUGCUGGACGACGCGGACUUCAAAUUCGCCAUCUAA